AUGUGUGGGCUCGUAGCGCUGGCUCGGGUGCGGCCACAUCCUCGCUGCAUGCGUUCUGCUUCCAGUCCCAGAAGCGGAUUGGGUUCCAGGCGCAGUCGAAUGAGUGAUGGUUUUAUUGUUGCUGCCCGGCUGCCUGACUGCGGGACGGUUGUCCAGAUGUUCGGGCCCGUAGUUUGUGGCAUGAUUCGGCCUUUGUGCCGAUCGGGCGUCUCAUGUCGUGUGUCGGGGGCGAGCGCCCGUGCUGUGGGAGAGGUGCAAUUGGAGCGAGUUCUGGAACGUUCCUGCAGUGCCUGGCUCCCUCUCAGGGGCGAGUGGUGCUUACUUACCGUCGGGAUACUCCUGAUCCCAACGUGUCCAUGCAGUGACUGGCUCCUGCCCAGAGAGCGGGCGCCGCUUGGGCGAGCGGUGCUCCCUUCGGCUCCGCAGGCUCUCAGCAGCAACGACGGGUUACCACAGCGUUGUCGGCCUCGCGCACGGCGCUCAGCGCCGGCCCCUCCGCCGCGAGCCGGGCGGCGAGCUCGGCAGGGCCUCCUGCCUGGGCGCGCGCGCGCGUGGCACCGGCGGGGCGACAUGUGCCGUGCGCUUGCGCGUCGGGAAGGGAGCCGCUCCUGGCGGGGCUGGAGGCCUCUGCCGGCUCUAUGGAUCAAGCACCGUGGGCCGUGCGCCUCGGCCCCCGCGGGGUGCAGGCGCCCCUCCCGGUGGGCCGGAUGCCUCUGCUGGCUCCGUGGGCCAGCCGUGGGCCAGGUUUACGCCAGCUGUGGGCCAGGUGCCUCGGCUCCCGAGAGGAGUGGCGACGCUCACGGAGGUGGCGCUCCCCCCGCCUCGCGCGCCCUGGCGCCACCCUUGGGGCUCGCCUCGAGCCUUCUGGUGCGCUUCGAUGCGGUGUCGGUGGGUUCCCAUGCGGUGCGGCUUCGGACUCGGAUUCGGGCCUUCGGUGGCUCAACGGAGGCGUUGCUAGCCUGCCGACCUCCGCCGCGCCGACUUGCCCCGGCUUGGCUGCCGAUUCCCGCCGAUCCGAUCCAUUCGAUCACCGAUCCGACUUAUCGAUUCGAUGUUUGGCUCUCCUGCCUCGCGCGCCCUGGUGCCACCCUUUUGCACGGCUGGCCGCGCGCCCAGCGGGAACAGCGGCGGGGCCGUGUGCCUCAUGAGGCGGGGCGGAGUGGCGCCAUCGGGCGUCGAGAGGGUGCCACGCGCAGAGGGGGGUGGGGCAAGCUAGGUGCGCUCGCGUCAUAUCUGCCGUCCUACCCCUCCCUCCCAUCCCUCACCAUGACCCCUCCCCCCUCCCUCCACCUCCUUGUGCGUGCCGCCAUGAGAGGGCGCCCACCCACACAAGUCGACUGA
Messenger RNA from Prorocentrum cordatum, 1341 nucleotides. The record is from the annotation of a GenBank genome assembly. Lineage: Eukaryota; Dinophyceae; Prorocentrales; Prorocentraceae.